GCAUCGUGCCACGACGACCGGUCGCGAAAUUCAUCUCGAGAAAAUUGUCCAACUUUACAUUCAACACGACUCACAGGGAUAUUCGCAGUGUCCCGAUUUCGAGCCCCCUUUCGAUAGACGAAAGAGAACCCUCCCCCCCUUCCCACACAUACACACGGCCGCUGCCCGUUGGGGAUGAGAGCAAACAGUUCGAGACGAGGUGCCGCAAAAGGAGGUCUUGAUAAAAAUAUACGUAACUAAAUUGAAGUGAUACUAUUAUCUACUUGUGAUUUCCAUAAAUUAAUUCGAUAUGUCUCAGAUGAGAUCAGCCGGGAGCACCAGUGGCGAACCCCGAUAACCUUGACGCUGAAAGGGAAAUUUUUCAAGCGUUUGAUAGACCGUGACUGAAAACUAGUGGAAUUAAUGAUCGGUUUUUAAAUGAUUGGUUUUGUUUAAAGUGGCAAGCAUUUGCGUGACUUGAGAAUAAAUAUAGUUCAGUGAAGUAUUGAGUCGUAACAGGAAGCUAAAGGAAACAAUAACACGCGAAAAAAUCUCACUAAACGACAUGGAUUAAAGAUUUCAUUAAAGUUCGAGAAGAGUUCGAGUUGAAGCACUCGGCGCGAAGUACGAAGAAUAGUUCCUUUUUGUAGCUUUGUAAGAAAACGGAAAUCAAACUGUAUCUACCGUCGGAUUGUUGUGCACCGGUGAAUAGGGAGCAUUCAUCGACGGCAGUCCACUAUAAUCCGUUCGGCUCCAAGUUGGAUUUCAAAAACAGCUGUGCCGAUUCCGGCCCCGCUGGUAUUGGUGGUGGUGGCGGCGCUAGUGGCGCUGGAAGUGGAGCCUCUUCUGGUGCCCAAUCAUCUUCCCUCGGACUAAGUCCGGCCAGCCCGGAUUCGCAACAGUUCAAUAUCUUCCCAGCGAUCUUUAGCCGUCAGCUGAAUUUCACCGGAAGUACGUGCGGUGCGAGUGGCCAAGGUAAACUAAUGGAUGAUCUACGCCCGAAUCUGGUCGGCGGUCUGCUCGGACUGCAGCAGGGCCUUCUCGAUGACCACACGUUGUCACACGGCAAUCUUCAGCACAACGCACAGGAUACUAAAUUUAUGUCACUCCAGGACAAUAGGCUGAUGGGAAUCGGAUCCCACGAAAAUCGACUACUAGGAUUAUCACAAGAAAAUCGAACCCCCGCCGGUCAGGGUGCGGUGGACAAACCGAUCCAGCGAAAGUGUAGCAGUACACCGGAGGAUUUCAGUGCUCUGUACGGUGGAUUAACAGGAACACCUAUUAGUGAUCAUCAUCAUCACCAUACGCCCGCCCACACGCCUCCGAAUCGAUUAUCGGACAACGCAUCGGUGACAGAUGCGUGUUCGUCAUCUGUUUCUUACAAAUUCCACCAGUAUAAGUCUAGUAUAACGGAAGGUGCUUUUAAAAAACUAAAACCCGAACCAAACAGUGGACUUUCGUCGGUAUCCGGUAGCAUCUCGUCACCAGGAAGUGGUAUCUCGUCCCUGCCUCAGCAUGCCGGCCACACGCCCACCACUGCAUCCUGUCCGACACCGGCGCGGAGGCGACAUAGGACGACAUUUACUCAGGAACAGUUAGCAGAACUAGAAGCGGCCUUUGCGAAAUCUCACUACCCCGAUAUCUACUGUAGAGAGGAACUAGCGCGAACCACUAAACUAAACGAAGCGAGGAUACAGGUCUGGUUCCAGAACCGCCGGGCCAAAUAUCGCAAGCAAGAAAAGCAAUUACAGAAAGCACUCGCCCCCUCGGUGAUACCGUCGUGCAACGGCAUGAUGCGGAACAUACAAGGCUACAGCGUGUCCCGAGGUUAUCAACCAUAUCCCCAUCCAAACUCAAUCAAUCGAUAUCCGCAGGAUCUCUUCCAGAUGGGUGCCUCCUCGUAUCCCGGAAUGACGCAACCUUUCUCAAUGACGCAUAGUUCCAACAUGGGUUCGGUAGGCGUCCGCCAGGAUUCAAUGGGAAUGUCCGCCGAGGACGAAUGGUACAACAAGAGUCUCUCCGCGCUCCGGAUGAACAGCUCGCAUCACCCCAACCUCUCCGCUCCGAUGCUUCAAUACCAAACAUAAUUAAUGUAGGAUCAACCCUAAUCCUUCCCAAGCUGUUGAUCAUCAUCGUCGAGGAGUGAUUGAACCGGUUAAUAGUUUAAAACUAAACUAAAGCUAGCUAUUUCGGGGAACCAAUUCGAAAUGCUAACCCCACCACAACACGGACGAUAUUAUCAACAAAUCAAACAAACAGGGGAGGGAUGGCGGGGGCGCAUUCAAGGCGCCAUUUUGACGCAAGUGCAUAAAUAACAUAAAUACACGCCCACACAGAUCCGCGAACAAUAAAUCGUUAAAAAUUUCAUUAACCUCCUCAUUCGUGAAAUUGAAUGUUUUUAAUUCAAUCGAUUCAGCCGAGUCCACGCUGGAAUCGUUAUUUAUUCGCUUCGCCGAAAAAUGUUUACUUGCUGUUAAUCGGUAAACACGGGUGAGAUUAAUCGCGGAUUUUCGAAUAUGUUUUUAUCCGUUCCUCUGUUCGCACGAAAAAAAAUAAUUGAAAAAAAGUAGCAAAGCGAAGAAAUUUUCGCUCGGGCUUUAAUAUAAUUCGAAUGAACACUGCGCUGAUUCAGUCCCGAGUGUACGACGCUAAUGAAAAUUUAGAAAUUUCGCCAUGUAAUAAUAAAAUAUUAGUAACUGUAGUGAAACUGUAUAUAUAUUUUUUUGUUUUUUGACAAAAUGCAAGAAAUCAAAUAUAAAAAAAAUCGUAAAGCUGCGAAACAUGGCAUCAAAAUAAUUAUUGAAAUUGUAAAAUCUCAACAACUAUCAAUUCAAAAAGAAUGAGAAUGAUUUAUAAAUAAAGCUAGCAUAUAAGAAGAAACAAUUGAGUACUCAGAAGACAACGGUAAAGUUAAAUCUUCAACACACACAACAAAACAUAUGAACUCUUGGAUGGGUGUAGCUAAAUUAUUUAAUUUAAUGCUCUUAAGAAUGAUGAAAACAAAAAAAAAUACAAAAUUACAUUUAACAAGAGAAUAUACGAACAGGUGAGAGCUAUUAGUUGAUCUAUAUAUAUAUGCAGUAACACAUUUCUAGUCACAAAAACACUAAG
Messenger RNA from Toxorhynchites rutilus septentrionalis, 3090 nucleotides. RefSeq names its product homeobox protein unc-42. Gene Ontology annotation, biological process: regulation of transcription by RNA polymerase II. The transcript is spliced from 7 exons. The record is from RefSeq and is a predicted model, not a curated record. The coding region runs from base 963 to 2066 and encodes 367 amino acids. Gene Ontology annotation, molecular function: RNA polymerase II transcription regulatory region sequence-specific DNA binding; DNA-binding transcription factor activity, RNA polymerase II-specific. Lineage: Eukaryota; Metazoa; Arthropoda; Insecta; Diptera; Culicidae.